AUGGUCAGCUGGACCCCUCCCGCGCGACGCUUGCAGCAGCUCCACUCGCUCCUUUCCGACGGCGCCGCGGAGCUGCCUGAGUGGUGCGAGGCAUGGCGUGCGCAGCCACGCUUUGCCACGUAUUUCCUGUCGCGCCUCACUCUGCAGAAGCAGCUUCGCUUGCUGCAGAUGAUGAGAGAAGCCGCGUUGGAGACGAACGUAUGGCAUUUGAACUGCGCCAUCGCUGGCUGUGACGAGGCUUGGCCGCAAGCACUGCAGCUGCUCAGAUGCAUGCUGCUGCGCCAGGUGCGCAGCGACAGCACCAGCAUCAACAGCCUUUCCCGCGCCUUGUCACCAUCGACUUGGCGUGUGGCGAUGGCUGUGCUGGGGGCACGGCAGGGAGCGGCAAAGGUGGAGGUGCGCAGCCUCACCGCCCUGGCGGCCUGGUUGCCGUGGCCAACAGCGCUGGGCUUGAUGUGUACGGAGCCGGCAGAUGGAAUCGCAUGGACGGCUGUGGUGCAGGGAAAGGAUCAGCCUUGGACCCUGGCGCUGCGCUUGCUGUGCUGGAUGGGGCAGGCCCGUCUGCGUGCCGACGCUGUGCUGCACCGCUCCUGCUGCGACGCGCUGGAGCGUGGCGGCGCCUGGCCGUUGGCGCUCCGCUUGGCGCCGUGGCGCCAGGGCGCGGCGCUGCUGAAUCAGAGCAUGGCGGGGAUGGCGAAGAGAGGGCAAUGGGAGGCCGCCCUCAGCGGUUGUUGCCGUGACAUCAAGGCAUGUGCUAUGCCGGAUGAGUUCACCCUGAGCUGCUUGUUGGACGCCCUUCAGCCGCUGAGCCUUUGGCGGAGAGCUUUUUUGGUGGCACGAGAUGCGGCGUCAAGAUCUCUCCGGACUGAUCUCGUCUCGCACAACGCCCUGCUGAGCUGCGCUUUGCCAAAGUGGCCCUGGGCACUGCAGCAGUUGCAGCAGCAGCGGCCGGAUCCGUUGAGCUAUGGCUUUGCCCGGAAGGGUUUAAAGACAACACGCCAACGAAACAGCAAGUUUUCCAUCGCUCAUUAUGCGAUGCCGCUGGCAACAGCUGCGACUUGCAACGCGAAGAGCAAGAGCAUCAGGUCGAUGAGCAUUUGGGAAACUGAUUCAGCGGAGGGAUGCUGGAGCAGGGCACGCUGGGCGAUGGUGCCGCGCCCUGAAGUCCGACCAGACUUCGGGCGUGGUUGGCCUCAUCCCGAUCUGCUUGAGGGGCAGUUGCCCCAACAACUAGCCGAGAGCUUUCAACGAGGCCUGCCCCUGGCCCGCGAAUCGCUGAACUACGGCACCGCGACUUCGUCCUUUCGCUUCGGGCAUCCGGAGUUCCUCAAGGGGCUGGCAGGCUUCCUAUCGCAGCAAUAUGGCGCCCCAGUGGAAGCCAGCUGUCUGAUGACCACGGGUGGUGCUUCCAUGGGGGUGGACCUUGCUUUGCGAAGCUUCAGAGGAAGUGGAGGAGUGUGCGUCUUUGAAGAACCAAGCUACUACUUGUCCUUCAACAUGGCCAGAGAUCAAGGCCUGGAGUGUCGGAGUGUGCCGCUGUACCAGGAUGGCAUGGACCUUGAUCGACUGGAGGAGAUAUGCAUGGAAGGCAAUGUCCGGAUGGUCUAUACCAUCCCAGUGCACCACAAUCCCACGGGCUACACCAUGGGAAACGAGAAGCGCCAAAGACUUGUCGAACUCGCCAGGAAGUACGAUUUCAUGGUCGUGGCAGAUGAGGCGUAUCAGCUCUUGAAUUUCGGCCCGCCCGAAGUGCAAGCGCUCCACUUCCACGACUCCGCAGAGGAUCCCCGGGUCGUUUCGGUGGGCACCUUCUCCAAACUCAUUGGCCCCGGCGUGAAGGUUGGAUGGCUCCAGGCUGAUGCGCGGCUGCUGAAACGGAUGGCCGCGGUGGGCUAUGUGGAGAGCGGUGGCAAUCCGGUGACCUUUUCCUCCAUGGCCCUGCUGCAUUUCAUGACUUCUGGUCAGUUGGACAAGCACAUCGCCCACGUCUCGAGCGAGCUGAGCCAGCGGUGUCAGUGGCUGUGCCGCAAUCUUCGUGAGCUGGGGUUGGAAGUCUAUGAGCCCAGAGGAUUUUCGGUCGCGCCCCGAUGCCGCUGGCAUCGCGGUUAUCGCGCUUCGCCCAAGAUGAUCCUGGGCUGCGGCUGCGCAUGCCUGGAGUCUACCGCCAAGGGGAAGCAGGUGGAAUCGAUGGAUUCAAAGAGUAGCAUGCAGGUGGAUUACUUGAUGGAAAAUCUCGGUCCCGGAACCGCCAGUGACAGCGAGGAAAGCCAUCCUUCAUCCCCGGACUGGCCCCUUGCUGAUGGAAGGUACCAAACUUUGCUGAAAGAAAACCAAUCUGAACGCAUUGCUUUCCUGGGCAGCUUUGAAGGUCUUUUUCAAAAGGGGCUGCCGGUGGUGUGUAGUUUCCCCGGGGCCUAUGGCAGUGCGUGGAACUUUUUGACCACUCAGUCCAACUAUGCCCAAAGCAAGCUGCGGACGAGCUGUAUCUUUCUUCCGGACAAAGAUGCCCCUGGCUUCGGCGAACACAUCUUGACCGGGGACAAGGGUUCUGCCUGUCAUUGUUUGCAUCUCUAUGGGCAGCCGCAAGAUUUUGGCUGUGCAUGGUACAAGCUCUGGAUGCGGAAAACGCUUCAGGCUGUUGAAAAAGAUUGCGACCUGAUUGUCGUGACCAAAGAGGAUGGCUCCCUGGGAACAUCGCAACAAGCAGAGGCUCGCUUUUUGGAGCAAGGCGGCCAUGUGUACUGCCAAAUGAACAUCAGGGAGUUUGUCCUAUAUCACGCAGAUGAUGUGCCGCAAUCCGACAAGACGAACAUCACCCGGGACCUAGAGGAUCGCAUGGAAGAAUGCCAAAGAGCCAAAGAAAUCAACCGGGCAAAAGUGAAGGAUCCGUGCGCCUUUUCAACCAAGCUACAGUUCUCUGCAUGCUUUGUGGCACUUGCCAAAGAGGAUCUCGACGAAGGCGGCUACUUCCUGUGGGUCAAGGGCCAGUUGUGCAUCGGGAAGGAGGGUAGAGAUUUCACCAUCCGCCAGGAGAGCUGUUCGGACUACACUCGGCUCAGUUUCAGCUGGCUGUCCUGGGAAGAGAUGCAGCGGGGUGUUGACCUGCUACGCACGGCUCCCGAGGGAUCGGUGGCGCAGUCGGUGAGGGAGCAACGGAGUCAACGGAGCUAUGGUAUCCAUAUGCGUUUGGAGCGGCGAAAACGCCGGCGCCCAGGGUUCAACGCCUGGGUGGAGGCCGUCCAUCGACUGAGAGAGGUGGCUGGCACCAGCUUCAAAGGCGAGCAGUUCCACUUCAACGCUCUACUGAGUUUGGGCGCCAAAUCGGGCCCUUGGGCUCGAGUGCUGCAGAGCUUCCAUGAGGUGUCGCUUCAAGCCACAGUGGUCACUUACAACAUUGCUCUCCGAGCGCUCCCAUGGCCCCUUGCCACACAGCUGCUCCAUGUAUUGCCGCAGCGCAGGGUGGUCACGGACACGGUGAGCUUUGCUUCGGCCAUGGAUGGCAGUCGCUGGGCCGUUUGCCUGGCGUUGCUGCGGCACAUGGGCGCCAGCGCGGUAGAGGCGAAUCUCAUCAGCUUUAGUUCCUGCAUCAGCUCUUGCGAGAGGAGCACAGCUCCUUGGUUCCACGCCAUGGGCUUGAUGAGGCGGGUACUGGAAGAUGGCAUUGAAGUGGACCGCAUUGCCAUGAACAGCGCCAUUAGCGCUUGUGGCGCUGCUUGGGCUGUCGCUCUGGUGCUGCUUCAGACCAUGAGCCCGGAGUUGAUCAGCAAUGUGACCGCAGAGUUCAACCGGGGUUGCAACAGUUUGCUGAGCUGUUGCGCGCAAGCCGGGCAGUGGCAAUUGUCUCUGCAUGUUCUGCAUGUGCUGAUGCCACAGCUGAGAGUGGAUCCAAACGUGAUCUCUUUUAGCUGCGCCAUCAGCGCCUGUGACAAGGCCAAGAGCGCCUGGAACGUGGCACUGGCCUUGCUGCAGUGGAUGUGGAAGCAGCGGGUGACGCCAAACGUCAUCAGCUUCAGCAGUGCCAUGUCGGCCUGCGAGAAGUGCAGCCGCUGGGAACAGGCCUUGGAACUCCUUGGGGCGCAGUUGAAGUGGGACAUCCUGCCUGAUGGGGUCAGUUACAACAGUGCCAUCAGUGCAUGUGAGAAGGCCGCUAAAUGGGAGCUGGCCCUCUUGGUGUCCGAUGAGAUGCCCAAGGCACAGCUUUCGCCAGAUGUGGUGACCUACAAUAGCGCCAUUGCCGCCUGUGAGAGUUGCGGGGUCUGGGCAACGGCCCUAGAGCUUUUGGAUUUCAUGGACCAGGCUUCUGUGAUGCCAGACCUGAUCAGUUUCAGCAGCGCCAUCACUGCAUGCGAGAAGGGUUUCCAAUGGACUUGGGCUUUGCACCUUCUGCAGAGGAUGUUGUGUCGAGACCGUAUCGCACCUGAUGCAUCUCAGCAGGACCUUGGAAUUUACCAUCCCUAUCAUGGGGAUGUUUCAUGGUAAGUUGUGACAUAGGUAUGGUCUAUGGUAUAGAUGGC
Cladocopium goreaui is the source of this 4514-nucleotide messenger RNA. The record is from the annotation of a GenBank genome assembly. NCBI's taxonomy places the organism in Eukaryota, Dinophyceae, Suessiales, Symbiodiniaceae.